Messenger RNA from Lactuca saligna, 417 nucleotides. The record is from the annotation of a GenBank genome assembly. NCBI's taxonomy places the organism in Eukaryota, Viridiplantae, Streptophyta, Magnoliopsida, Asterales, Asteraceae.
AUGGAAGGGGAGCAGCAGGGCAUUCAGUUUCAUCAGGUCUUAGUGGCUCAUGGGACGAUUGAAGAUGAGCCUGAAGGAGAUCAAGGGGGAGCACACGAUAUUGGACCUAAAAAGGAACAGCACGAAUACGUGAUAGUUGAUUUCGAUUAUGAUGAGCUGGACCAGGAGCAAGACGAAGAAAAGUGCGUAGAGGAGGCGUGUAGUGAACCUCACCAGUCGGAAGCCUCAACAAACUUCCACAUGUUUCAAGGGGUGGAUACAGACUAUCUGCGCUCUCUUGAGGAGGCAGUUAUCAGCCUGAAGCUUCAACUCAUUAUGGCUAAGGCAAGGGCUAUGCGAGCCGAGCGAAAAGUAGAGGUAAUCACCCAAGAGGCGGAUGAACUGGCUGAACUUCUGGUGCGUCACCUCGACGAUUGA